AUGACGGUCUGCACCGAUUGCGGCGGUACUGUCAUCGAAUACGAUGCAGCUGCCGGUAACGGCUUUUGCGUGAACUGCGGAACAGUGGUAGAGGAGAAUACCAUCGUAAAUGAGGUAACCUUCGGCGAGACGAGUAAUGGUGCUGCUAUGGUACAGGGGACGUUCGUUGGUCAGGGUGCCACACGAGCGCGAAUGGGCGGUAUGUUUGGAAAUAGGGGUAACACGGAGAGUAGGGAACAGACCAUCGCAAAUGCGAGCAGAAAGAUUCAGCAAGUCGCAACCGCGCUCAGACUAUCCGAAGUCGUAUCGCUAGCCGCAACCCGCCUCUACACCCUUGCCGUCGAGCACAAAUUUACCAAGGGCCGGAAGAGCAUGAACGUCGUCGCCGUCUGCCUCUACGUCGCAUGUCGACAGAAGGAGACGCGGAACUACAUGCUUAUCGACUUUUCCGACCUGCUCCAGGUGAACGUGUUCGAGCUCGGGCACACAUACUUGCAGCUCGUACAGACGCUGAAUCUACGGCUCCCGCUCGUCGACCCCUCUCACUACAUCUCGCGCUUCGCCGCGCUGCUCGAGUUCGGGGACGAGACGCACCAGGUCGCGAUGGACGCGGUGCGCCUCGUGCAGCGCUUCGACCGUGACUGGAUGACGAAGGGCCGUCGCCCCGCGGGCAUCUGCGGCGCGUGCCUGCUCCUCGCCGCGCGCAUGAACAACUUCAGGAGGAGCGUCGCGGAGAUCGUGCAGGUGGUGAAGAUCGCGGACACGACGCUGAAGAAGCGCUUGGACGAGUUCCGCAGGACGCCGAGCGGCGCGCUCACGCUGGCGGACUUCCGCACGGUCUGGCUCGAGGAUGAGAUGGACCCGCCUGCGUACACGAAGGGGAAGGAGAAGGAAGAGAAGGAGCGCGUGUUGCGCGAAAACGGUGGCGUAAUGCCGGACGAGGAGGGUAAAGGUAAAGGUAAGGGCAAGGCAAAAGCGAAGGGAAAGGGCAAGAAGAAACGGAAGAGGGACUCGGAGGACUCGGAGGAAGAAGCUGAGGCGGAAGCCUCUCCUGCGCCCGAAGACGCUGGUCCUUCCCAGCUGCCUCCGCCCCCGUCGAUAGACGCGGAGCUCUUGAACCAAGGUAUUCUGGCUGGGACGACUGGUCCUCUCCCCCUCUUCCUCCCAGAAGACGGCGACGAUGUCCCUUUCAGUAUGCCCCUGGCCAGUCCGGAUCCCCCCAUCGACCCAGCCCUCCUCGAGCCGGAACCGGAGCGCACGCUCGUCAAUCCCCCGCCCGAGUCGCAGCAAAUACCGAACCCGGACCCCGACCUGCCCCCAGACAAGGCGCUCUCACUCCCCGAGGAGCCGCCGUCGCCGCUUGAUGAGACCGUCACCGCGGUCGUAGAGCAAGAGGUCACAGACUUUCUCACCACCGCCCAAAGCUCGCUGCUCAACUCUGCACUGGACGAAGCCGAGCAGCGACGGCACGAGAACUUCACGGGCGACGACGAGCUGCUCGGACUCGACGAGGAGGAGCUCGACCGCUUCCUGCUCACCGACGACGAGGUGAGGAUCAAGGAACGCGUCUGGGUCGAGAUGAACCGCGACUAUUUGGAGGCACUCGCAGCGAAAGCGGAACUACAAGAGAGCGAAGAUAAGCAGAAAAAGACGCGCAAGCGCCGAAAAACAAACAACAAACCGCGGGAUGCGUCGACACCGCACGGGAGCACCGCCGCCGAGUCCGUGCGGAACCUCAUCAAGAAGAACCCGAAGUACAGCAAGCGGAUCAACUACAACGCGCUCAAGGACCUCUUCACGGACGCGGGCGGCUCGUUCCAGAUGCCGGCGGGGGACGACGAGGACGAGGACGGGAAGGACGAGGGGCUGUACACGCUCGACGACAAGGACGAGGGCGAGGGCAUGCUUAUCGUCGAAGAGGGCGGCGGCGGCGUUGGCCAGGCUCUGCCGGCGAAGGAGCGCUCCGCGAGUGUCGUGCCAGGGGCGCCGGUUUCGGCUGGGGUGGAGAACCUGCUGGAGGCGGCGGACGAUGAGGACGCGGAGGGCGAAGAGGAUGUGGAGGAGAAGGACGACGCGUAUGGAGAGUGGGAUGGGUACGAACAGGAGGUAUGA
This is a messenger RNA of Trametes versicolor FP-101664 SS1, 2112 nucleotides long. RefSeq names its product transcription factor TFIIIB subunit BRF1. The transcript has 8 exons. Gene Ontology annotation, molecular function: TBP-class protein binding; RNA polymerase III general transcription initiation factor activity; RNA polymerase III type 3 promoter sequence-specific DNA binding. Bases 1 to 2112 code for a protein of 703 amino acids. NCBI's taxonomy places the organism in Eukaryota, Fungi, Basidiomycota, Agaricomycetes, Polyporales, Polyporaceae. The record is from RefSeq and is a predicted model, not a curated record. Gene Ontology annotation, biological process: transcription preinitiation complex assembly; transcription by RNA polymerase III; DNA-templated transcription initiation. Gene Ontology annotation, cellular component: nucleus; transcription preinitiation complex; transcription factor TFIIIB complex.